GUUAUGGACUAAGCGAUUUUUGCCAGAAAUAUAAUAACUUGAACAGAAAAUUAAUUUUGGUCACGGAUUUUGAAAAAAAUAAAGUACUACAACAAAUUUUCUACUAUAGUGACUGAUAAGUAUUUGCAUACGUAAAUAGUGUUAAAGAACUUAAGAUGCUUUUGACACAAAUCUGAACAAAACGGGCGUUGUACAAUAAAGCGAGUGGAACAAUGUUUAGAAAUAAAAACGGAUCGGCUAAAGAUGUUAUUUUCUGGCAACAACGUGGAGAUUCACACGCAUAAACGUAGGACUAGUUGGAUGUGGGAGAGCAGCUGCCGAAGACAUUGACUGUGGGGCUGUUUAAAAAAUUCAAUAAUGCGAUUAAAAAUAUUCCGCCAUGUUAAAACCUUCCAUGACAUCUUUAAUAUAUCACCACGUUUGCUAACAUCGAAAUUACGACCUAUAAGUGAUCGCAAAAAAGUUUACACAAAAAUGUUGGCAACCAAGUGAAUUAAAGAUUAUCGACAGCAUUGCGAUGGAAUCAUAUAAAUAUACCAGUGAUCGCAAGACUUGCACUAGUUAAAAGCGGCACCGCAGAGUGACUUUACCAAAUAGCUACAUCCAUACUUGUACUCCCGCCAAAGUGGUACAUCAGCAAAUAAGUUUUGUGAUAUUUUCGUCUAUUACACAUAAGUACGAUUCAAAUCGAGUAAAGUAAUAUUAAAUAAUAAUAAAAAAAACAACAAAUACAACCAAGAAAAUAUACAAUUAUAAAAAAUUAAUUAACGACGCCGUAUUUCAACAUAUAACUACUAAAUCGAAGUUAAUCAAGUACUUUAUAAACAUAAACAACAACGAUCAGUAGCAACCGUUCAACUUUACCUAUAAGUACACGCCUCUUACGUUCAUUUCUACCUAUAACUUCACCACCACCGUCAACACGUCUACCAUUCAGCUUGUAAUGUUGUCCGACGCUUAUGACACCGUUGAGUUGGACACCAUUGCCGAUGUUAUGGGUUUACGCUCACUAAAUCGCCUCAAUACAUUUCGUAAAAUGUGGUAUCACAUAUUUCUUUGGGCGCUUUUCUCCUCCAUUUUCAUACACACGUGCGCUGCUUUAGUUGCUUUUGUGACCCUACGCAAACACAAAUUCGGACGCUUCUUCUCUAUACUAAUUCUAGUAAUGGGAUUUUUAUCGCCUGCCAUGAGCGGCAUAGUAAAUAGCGCAGUGAUAGCAUUCGUGCAUCGGGCCUCCAGUCUGCCAAUGUCACCAAUAUAUGCCAUGGUGUGGGGUGUAGGUCAAACGAUAGUCUCAGCGUGUCUAGGUUUUACACGAAUUUUGGCUACACUAUAGAAAAGUGGCGCUUAAAACGGGGGGGAUGUAUGGCAAAUUGAGUGAAUGACUGACAGACGGACAGUUCCAAAUACACAUACAGACACACACGUGAAGUCUUAGUGAUAUUCGCAUAGAGUUUAAGUAUAAAAUAAUUAUUACGAUUGUAAAAAAAAAAAUUAAAUUAAUGUAUAUUUAUAAUUACAAGAUUACCAGUCCAUAAAUGUUCAUAUAAUGAUAAUUUAUCUACAUGUGUUUAUGUAAUAAGUUUUCUUACAAUAAUAUGUAUUAGUUAUCCCUUAUUCCCCAUAUAUAUAUAUAUACAUAACAUUUGCUUUACUUUAAUAUUUGCUUUAUUGACUAUUUGUCGAAAUUAUAUACACCAACAAACAAAUAAAUUAAUCAUAAUUACAAGUAUUCGUAAAAGCAUUCAUUCGUUAAAAAAAAUACACUUUACAUACAUCAUUAAUCAGUAAGCGAAAUAUGGUGAUUCAUGAACGCAUGCAAACAUUGUAAAAAUUAGAACUAAAUUAAUUACUCACUUCAUACUAAAAUAUAACAUAUAUAAUUGGGCUUUUUAAAUUAUAAUAAAAUACUACAAACUACCGGAGUGAAACCCAUGCCAUGCUACAUGCCAACGAACUUAAUUUUAACUGUCUAAAAAAUUUGUACAAAUUUUCGGCCAAUUAGUGUUAUAUAAAUAUUUCCUUAAAAUGCUAUAAAAAAAAGUAAAACAUAUAAAACUUCGCUUAUAUGUAAAAAAUUGGACGUAGUUUAAUGUUUGCAUCUACAUAACUGUUAAUUACAUUUCAAGUCAAGCGGUUGGCUCACAUAUCAAGUUGAAAUUAUCUCACAAUUCUUUUUUAUUUGGACAGGUUUCAGAAAUUUAACAAACCGGCGAAUUAAACCAUUUUGACAUAUUCGUGAUUCUAGAAAUAGUGAUGACUACUUAAUAAAGGAUAUGUUCAUGAAAUUUAUAAUUUGGUUGAUUAAAAAUCAGUUGCAAAUUAUUUUUAUUAUGUUUAAUGAUUAUUUUUUAAUUUAUUCGCAUUACAAAUACGUUCGUGUGUCGCGUACUUUUCCUGUCUAUGUUUAUACAAUAUCGAUUCACUUUUGCCAAAUAGAAAAGAAAUGGCAAUUCCAAAAAAAGUAAGAACAAUCACAAUAUUCGCUAAGAUUUUAACACUCAAUUAAUAUCGAAAUAUGUGUACGUAAACUCCAUAGAACAGUUAAUUUAUUCUUUAUAAAACUCGUAAUUGACAAGAAUAUAAAUAAAUAAAGACAUUUCUAAUUCGGA
Molecule: messenger RNA, 2612 nt
Organism: Bactrocera oleae (olive fruit fly)
Lineage: Eukaryota; Metazoa; Arthropoda; Insecta; Diptera; Tephritidae
Source: RefSeq, a predicted model, not a curated record